UUUUUAUUCUUACAUUGUUAAUAUUUAUUAUAGAAUUAUGACAUUUUCGAAUCUCAAAGAAAAAUUCAUUUGUUUUUCAAAUUCAUCUUUUUUUACGCAGUGAAUUUUAUUUAAUGAUACCUAGCUAACUGUUAGACUUAGAUGAAUUUUAUGUACAUGGAUGAGCACUUCAAGAAACUUGAAAAGUGGCUUCAAGGACUUCCACCAAAGAAGAUAAUGGGAAUUCAAAGGCGAGUUGCGGCGGCGCUUGGCUUAUACCUGUACGGCGCCACCAUCUACACCGUCAAACCCGGCCACCGUGCCCUAAUUUUCGACCGGCGAUCUGGCCUCCAAGAUAGGAUAUAUCCAGAAGGAACACAUUUGAAGAUGCCAAUUCUUCAAAGGAAAAUCGUUUAUGAUAUUCGGGCACAACCAUACGAGGUCAAAACCAAUUCAGGAAGUCGUGACCUACAGAUGAUAGAUAUUAAUGUUAGGGUUCUAAGUCGCCCGGUCGCAGAUGAAUUACCUACUAUUUAUAGAAGUCUUGGUGAAAAAUAUAAAGACAUAAUCCUGCCUUCGAUUGUGGAUGAGACUGUCAAAGCUGUGGUUGCUCAAUACAAUGCUAGCCAACUUCUCUCCCAAAGAGAGAAAGUGAGUAGCGAAAUACGAGGGGUAUUGAAAGAAAGAGCCGCCAAGUUUCACAUUGUGUUGGACGACGUCUCCAUCACUAACUUGACCUUCGGGAAGGAGUUUUCCGCAGCCAUCGAGGCCAAACAGGUAGCCGCGCAAGAGGCGGAGAGGGCGAGAUACGUAGUCGAAUUGGCCGAGCAAGAGAAGCAAUCUACCAUACUUCAAGCACAGGGAGAGGCCAAAAGCGCGGAGCUCAUAGGUAGAGCUAUUGCGAAUAAUCCUGCGUUCAUAGCGCUACGACGGAUUGAAGCUUCCAAAGAAAUCUCGAAAACCAUUGCAAAUUCAUCUAACAAGGUCUAUUUGGACUCGGAUAGGCUACUACUCGAUCUUUGAAGUCUUAAUUUUGCACAUAAAGGAAGACUUCUUUCAUGAGUUGCAAAAACACAAGAUUUUCAUAAGAUUUGAUCAAGACUUUAUAGUACUAUAUAGAUUUCAUUUAUUUCUAUGUUUA
This is a messenger RNA of Salvia miltiorrhiza (redroot sage), 1120 nucleotides long. RefSeq names its product prohibitin-1, mitochondrial-like. The record is from RefSeq and is a predicted model, not a curated record. Bases 142 to 1002 code for a protein of 286 amino acids. Gene Ontology annotation, biological process: mitochondrion organization. The transcript is spliced from 5 exons. Lineage: Eukaryota; Viridiplantae; Streptophyta; Magnoliopsida; Lamiales; Lamiaceae. Gene Ontology annotation, cellular component: membrane; mitochondrion.